UGAUUCGAAAGGCAGACACAUUCUUUCAUCUCUGGUAAUCCUCAUCUGAUACAGGAUUUUCCUGCCAUUAAAUCUGGAGAAAGAAAAAUAAGCACUCGAACCUGCACAAGCAACUAUUUCUCCUGGACUCCUGCUCACCAUCUCCCCCACCCCCACUCCCCUUUACUUCUCUGCUGGACCAUUUUUUAGCAUCUGUGGCUGCCAGACUUGGGAGAUGGAUGGGCUUGGGGAGCCGAAGGGUGCCUCGGAGGAGAAGCAGGACCAGGCAGACCCCCAGGACAGUAGGGAUUCCACAGCUGGGUGGUUCUAAGCCACCAGGUGCAUGAAAGGCCACGGGAUGCUGGUCCUGCUGCUGCAUGCGGUGGUUUUCGGCCUGCCUAGGGCCUGGGCCGAGGAGGCCUGCACGCGCACCUGUCCCGCCGCCUGCGCCUGCAGCAGUACCGAGCGCGGCUGCUCCGUGCGCUGUGACCGCGCCGGCCUCCUGCGGGUGCCGGCCGAGUUUCCGUGCGAGGCGGCCUCCAUCGACCUGGACCGGAACGGCCUGCGAUUCCUGGGCGAGCGGGCCUUUGGCACGCUGCCGUCGCUGCGCCGCCUGUCGCUGCGCCACAACAACCUGUCCUUCAUCACGCCCGGCGCCUUCAAGGGCCUGCCGCGUUUGGCCGAGCUGCGCCUGGCGCACAACGGCGAGCUGCGCUACCUGCACGCUCGCACCUUCGCCGCACUCAGCCGCCUCCGCCGCCUCGACCUGGCGUCCUGCCGCCUCUCCACCGUGCCCGAGCGCCUCCUGGCCGAGCUGCCCGCCCUGCGCGAGCUCACCGCCUUCGACAACCUCUUCCGCCGCGUGCCCGGCGCGCUGCGCGGCCUGGCCAACCUGACGCAUGCGCACCUGGAGGGCAGCCGCAUCGAGGCAGUGGCCUCCAGCUCGCUGCAGGGCAUGAAGCGCCUGCGCUCGCUCAGCCUGCAGGCCAACCGCGUCCGCGCCGUGCACGCAGGCGCCUUUCGCGACUGCGGCGCCCUGGAGCACCUGCUGCUCAACGACAACCUGCUGGCCGAGCUGCCCGCCGAAGCCUUUGUAGGCCUGCGCCGCCUGCGCACGCUCAACCUGGGCGGCAACGCGCUGGGCCUUGUGGCGCGCGCCUGGUUCGCCGACCUGGCCGAGCUUGAGCUGCUCUACCUGGACCGCAACAGCAUCGCCUUCGUGGAGGAGGGCGCCUUCCAGAACCUCUCGGGCCUCCUCACUCUGCACCUCAAUGGCAACCAUCUCACUGUGCUGGCCUGGGCCGCCUUCCAGCCUGGCUUCUUCCUGGGCCGCCUUUUUCUCUUCCGCAACCCGUGGCGCUGUGACUGCCGCCUGGAGUGGCUGCGGGACUGGAUGGAGAGCUCCGGGCGCGUGUCCGACGUGCCGUGCGCCGCCCCGGGCUCCGUGGCCGGCCUGGACCUCAGCCAGGUGGCCUUUGGGCGCUCUUCCGAUGGCCUGUGUGUGGACCCCGAGGAGCUGAACCUCACCGCAUCCAGUCCAGGCCCGUCCCCAGAGCCAGAGGCCACCACCGUGAGUAGGUUCAGCAGCCUCCUCUCCAAGCUGCUGGCCCCGAGGGCCCCAGUGGAGGAGGUGGCCAACACCACCGAGGGGCCGCUCAACGCCUCCCUGUCCGACAGCCUUCCCUCCGCUGGGGUGGUUGUCUCGGGCCACAACCCCCGGUUUCUCCUCGGCUCUGGUCUCCUGCUCAGCGCGGCCCAGCGCGUGGUGUUUGUCCUACAGGUGGACUAACUUGCCUCCCUGGAGUAGCCCAGAUGGCCGUGCCCAGUGGGGGAAAGUGUAGUUAACUGGCCUCCGGGGUGUGUGUGGUGGGGGGAGAGGGGAACAGGAUGGGGGCAAGUGAUGAAAAUUCCAGCCCAGGAUGGAAAGGACAGUUUACUUUCAGAGAUGGCUCUAGGAAGAGGAGAACCCUGGGCAACGCCACGCCGGGGAUGGGGUGGAGGUGGGGAGAGGAAUGGAUUUCUGCUCAUGUCACAUGGGCAUCAAUUGGAGAAGAGAAGCCAGAGCCCUCCAGUGAGAAGAUUAGGAAUCGGAAGCCCUUAGGGCUACAGGGUUCUACCGCCAUCUCUUGCCCGCAUCUUCCAGGAAACCGAGACUGCAGUGCUUGAAUUAGAGUCAAGCCAGUGGCUAAGUACUAAGAACUGUGCCAGUUUUCCUGGUGGGACAGCCCAUUAAGCCCAGUUCCUUUGUUUUCUACCACAGUUGCCCUCCCUCUCACCCAGGGGCAUGGGACACUAGAGUCCAGGAAGAUGGACAGAACAGGAGAGAAGGGGGAUGUGAGAGGAACUUAGACCCAAGGGGUUGGCAGUGGUUCCUGGGGUCUGGAAUGUGUUAGGCAUUGAAAACAAAGAUUCAUUUCACUUACUCCACAGUUAUUCCCAGGGGUGGCCUUAGCCACAAAGCAACUUUAGGGCAGGGUAGAGAAAAAAAGGGGAAUGGGGUUUUCCGUGUACAAAUAAGUGUGUAAAAUCCUAAGAUUAAAAAAAGAAGUUAGACAAGUUUCUGUACUGCAGGACUUUUUAGAGUCUUUCAUAUGCAAACAUGCAUUGUGAAUCUCCAGGGAGGCCACAAAAUCCUCUUAGGUUUUGUGGGAAGAGUGUCGGGAAGACAGAGAUGCAGGGCAGGGAGUCUCCAGCUUGGAUGAUCCCAUUAGGUGCAGAAAUUAUUAUGGGCAGCACACUUUGGGGCUGACUAAUGGCCAGGAGGCAAGGAGGCAGCCAGUAGCUGGGAAGGGGACCACAGAGAUUUCCCAGGGUGGGAGUUGGCCAACUGUAAGCCCCCAGGCCUGAGAGCCAGAACAAAAGCUGUAUGUCUACUAAAAUACUUGCUCACACUCCUGUCCACACACAAGUAACAAUGACGGUAUUUGUCAACAUGCUCGAAAUCCCUAGAUUUUUGUUUUUUUUUGUGAGUAAAGCGAUAGGGUUUUUUUUUAAGUGAGGAUACAGAAAAAGCUCUCAUGAGUGAGAGGGUUCCCAACAGGGUUGCCCUCGAAAUCUCUAGUUUUAAUGUCCUGAAUUCCUGUGUUUGAAGAGCUGGGUUUUCAAAGCCCACAUAAUUCAGGGUGCGCAAAACUGUCAGGUCUUCGUGGUGAUAGUACUUCUUCUUUGUCUGUAGGUCAUACUGGGUAUUAGAAAUGUUGCAGAAAGCACCUCUGACGGUAGGAGUGUUCGAAUGGGUUGUGACCAUUUGUGGUCAGUCACCUCAGUGGGUCACAACCAGCAUUUAAAAAAACAAGAUAGAACAGAAAAGUCACAGAGUCUUACGUGGUAUUGUUUUGUGAAACUUUAUUGAAUUUGUAUGCAUUUGUUCAGAUGAUAUGUGUAUGUGUGUAUCUUGUGUCUGGAUCACUGCAUACAAUUUAUAUUUUAUUGUGGGCUAUUGUUAAGAAAGUUUGAAAGUCACUCUUCUGGAGCAUGCAUGAUUUUUUGAAACUUUAUUUUGAAAAGUCUCAAACCUACAGGAAAGUUGCGAGGAUAGUAGAGUGAACACUUUGGCCAUUCACCUCGGUUUUCCCGGUUGUUCACAUUUUACUGCAUUUGCCGUAUAUAGUUGGAGUUAGUUGUAAACUUCACAGCCCUUCACCCCUAAAACCACAGCAUGUAUUUCCUAUCAGGAGCAUUAUCACUGAUAGAAUACUAUUGUUGAAAAUCUACUCUGUCUUGAAAUUUCAGCUGUUGUCAAAAUGAUUUUUUAGGCAGCCAUUCUUUUUCCUCUGAGUGGAAAAAAAGGUUUCUUGUGUUCCUUUGAUCGCGAUACUCAAAAUUCCAAAUCUGCCGAUUGACUUUAAUGUUUUAAAAUGAAUUCAUUCUCCAAAUGCCUUACUUUUCAAAUGCGAGAACCAGAUGAGGUCAGAAAUGUUGUUUGUUCAAACCGUGUGUUGUGGCCAUGGUAACUGGGUAAAGAUCAUGAGAAUCCUGGAGACCAGAUCGCGCUUGGGCAACCAUGGAAGUCCGUGGCAGACAUGCAGCCCGUGUUACUGAGGAACAAGAUGCCGCCUCGGGAGGAAUGUCCUUCCUUUCAUUUGGAGCCGGUUGCCGAGAGUCAGUCUCCAUUCUGCUGCUCCAGUUCUGCCUGGUGGUUAGAUGACCAGCUUUUUAAUGAACAUUUGUUUGACUGAAUGUUUUUGAACAAGUCUCAACACUGAAAUAGCCUCCGGGGAGACAAAUUUUUAUAGAACUACCCAGCCCAGUAGAAUUCUGGGAACGUGGGAGUGAGUUACUGCUAACAGAUCCAGAGUCUCCUGGAACAGGUUCCCAGUGAAGUGUGGCCAUUAUGAGCUUUCGUGAGAGAACAGGAAGUGGAGUUCCCAGUUUUGAGUUCAUUAAGUUGCCCACCCCAUCAUUGGCUAAUAGUACCUUGAGAAAUCCUAAGGGGCUAUGGAUUCUGUUCAGGAAAACGAGGCAUACCUGUCUGGAUGGACCAUUUUAUGCUGUGGUAACAACAAACAAUCCCCAAACUCCAGUGGUUUCCUGAAGGUUAUUUCUCGCUUAUGCACAUAUCCAACCCGGGCUGAUGCGCUCUGCUCACGCACCCAAGCUGAUGAAGCAUCUGCUGUUUUCAGACACUGUUAUCCAAACACGAGCUUUAGGGUUUGCUGCAACAGAAGGAAAACUUGGGAGAAGCAUGCAUCGCUCUCAGAUGCUUCCACCCAGAUGUGACUUGUGUCGCUUCUCACCCUUCAUUGGCCAAAAAUGUCACACGGCCACACUUAACUUCCCCGAGGUAGGGAAGUGUGGUUCUCCUGUGUGUCCGGAGAGAGAGGAGAACUGGGAAUGUUGAUGAACACGAGCGGUGCUCCAGAGCAGCUCCAGGCAGCUCACCUGAUUGAGAGAGUCAAGCCUGGACUUCUCAGAACUGUCAGGAGAAAUAGAGGCUCGAGGGGGAAAUCUGGCGGGCGAGCCAGUAGCCUCAGUCUUUUCUCUCCUCCAGGCAUCCCAGCUAGGCUUUGAAGACAGUAUUUGCUCUAGCCAGUAGGAAGGCUGUGGCCUCACUGAAUUGGUUCUUUCAAGAAAGGGAAGGGAAGCACUGGGGCGCCUGGGUGGCUCAGUCUGUUACGCGUCUGCCUUCGGCUCAGGUCAUGAUCCCAAGGGUUCCUGGGAUGGAGCCCCGCGUCGGGGCUCUCUGCUCAGCGGGAGCCUGCUUCUCCCUCUCCCUGUUGCUCCCCCUGCUUGUACUCUUUCUCUCUCUGUCAAAUAAAGAAAAUCUUAAAAAAAGAGGGGGGAGAGAAGACGUCGAGAUAAAAGGUUCAUAUUUUCCCCUUUAAAAAAUGUUUUCCACACAAACACUCAGCUUACAGUAUUCAAAUCUUUGGAAGCUCGAUCUUUGGAAAAUUCCCUCUCAGCAAGCUCCUUGGCUAUUUCUAAGAGGUCUCCCUGCCUACGUUUCAUGAGGACGAUCAAAACCCCCAUCCACCCACCUCUGUGUCAGGCCCCCAAAAUGCUGCCCUCUAGAGGGCACUUGUCUGCUGGGCACAGCUGCCCUUGGCCAUUGGCUCCCUCUGCCCCUUCACUCUGACUUGGAGAAAGGGGACCCUGUUCUCCCCUUCAGUCCUCUGGCCACAGGACAGCUGAGGUUCCACCCCUGAAGCCUUCACAGCACAAAAGUGAAGGAGGCUUUUCCAAAGGGUUGGGUGUAAUGGAAGAGAAGUAAGUAGCCCCUCUGACUAGUGUUGGAUGUGGCUUUGGCGGAAUCGGUAGCCAUCAAACCCCUUGGGGGCCCAUGUGGCUGGGCUGGCUUAAUUCCUUCCCAU
Molecule: messenger RNA, 5789 nt
Organism: Zalophus californianus (California sea lion)
Lineage: Eukaryota; Metazoa; Chordata; Mammalia; Carnivora; Otariidae
Gene: NYX
Product: nyctalopin
Exons: 3
Coding region: 323-1768 (481 amino acids)
Cellular component (GO): extracellular matrix
Molecular function (GO): protein binding
Source: RefSeq, a predicted model, not a curated record